Messenger RNA from Ostreobium quekettii, 597 nucleotides. Lineage: Eukaryota; Viridiplantae; Chlorophyta; Ulvophyceae; Bryopsidales; Ostreobiaceae. The record is from the annotation of a GenBank genome assembly.
AUGCGAAAACAGGCCCUACAGAUUCGCAGCUGCAACAGCAGCGACCGUUGUGAGACACAGAAAUGGCAUCGAGAGGCAGAACGGGCCAAGGUUGAACUAUCAUCUGCAGACAGAGAAGAAGCCACAAUCUCAUUGGGGGACGAGCCAAGGGGGUGCGAUGUCAACCUGACAAGGAAAGAGUUCAAUGGCCUGACUGAGCUUCUGGUACCUCGUUUGUGGGCGCCUCUAAAGGCAGUAGGCGAAACUGCCCACAUCGAAUGGUCAGGCAGGCCAGCUUGUGAAACACAUGAAACAGCAACGUCCGAUUCUGUGGAUGCCACCAAGUCUGCUGAUCCCUAUGCACCUCCUCCUCGCCGCGUAACUCAAGUUGUGUUGGCUGGGGGCUCUAGCCAGCUUCCUGUUGUAAAAGAGUUGAUGACAAAACUGACAGGAAUUCGAACGCUGAGGUGCCCCGUCCACCCGAAGCUGUGCGUGGCAACUGGGGCGGCCAUCUUCGCUGGCAUGAUGGAGGGCUCUGUUGGGCGGAUAGAGAUUAUGGAUGGCUCGUACGCUUGGGAAAUGCAUGGGAGGGCCACUGGGUUCCAACCUUCUCUAUGA